Messenger RNA from Colletotrichum orchidophilum, 210 nucleotides. RefSeq lists its product as uncharacterized. The coding region runs from base 1 to 210 and encodes 69 amino acids. The record is from RefSeq and is a predicted model, not a curated record. Lineage: Eukaryota; Fungi; Ascomycota; Sordariomycetes; Glomerellales; Glomerellaceae. The transcript is spliced from 2 exons.
AUGUGCCUCAAUGAAAACCCAAUCCCGCGCCGACACGGAGACAGCAACAAGGUUAGGGAGCAUAUCAUGCAUCGCAGACUCCUCUCCUCUUUUCGCGGGCUGGGUCACAGCGCUGACCACCAAGAUCUGCUCUCAACAACUCAAACGCCCCUCUGUGAUUUGGAUCAUGGCGCAACUAGAGCGUUAGAAGGAUGGCAAGGCGAACAGUAG